AUAGACAAUAAAUGUGUUCGUACAGUAGCCAGUAAUUGUAAGCUAAGAUUACGUACAUUUGUAUUUAUCCACAAAAUUUUAUUUAUAAAAUUAAGUGUUUAUUUAUAAAUAAUAAAUAAUGUCUUUCGCACUGGGAAUGUGUGAAACUCCAGGAUGUAAGUCCGUAGCAAGUCUCCAGUGCCCGACUUGUCUAAAAAUCGGCAUUCAGGGCUCAUACUUUUGCAGCCAGGAUUGCUUUAAAGGAAGUUGGAAAACUCAUAAAGUUAUUCACGAAAUCGCUAAGGGUGAUACUAAAAAAUCGUCAUCAGAUGAAUAUAAUCCAUGGCCAUCGUAUCACUUUACUGGAAAAUUACGUCCCUAUCCCACACAUCCAAAGCGACAGGUAUCAGUUAAUCCGAAAAUAACUCGUCCGGAUUACGCGGAUCAUCCCAAAGGGAUUCCAAUAAGCGAACAAGCCGUCCGCGGAUCGUCCCAAAUAAAAAUCCUCGAUGACGAGGAGAUCGAGGGAAUGAGAGUCGCAUGUAAAUUGGGCCGCGAAGUACUUGACGAAGCCGCUAAAGUAUGUGACGUCGGGGUAACAACCGCUGAAAUAGAUCGGGUUGUUUACGAAGCUUGCAUCGAGAGGGAUUGCUAUCCUUCGCCGCUUAACUACCAUCAAUUCCCAGCUAGUUGUUGUACAUCUGUUAACGAGGUUAUUUGUCACGGCAUACCCGACACUAGGCCACUUCAGGACGGUGACAUCUGCAAUGUUGAUGUCACGGUCUAUCACAACGGCUUUCAUGGGGAUUUAAACGAGACAUUUUUAGUCGGCAAUGUCAAGCCGGAAAUUAAAAAAUUAGUUCAGGUUACUUACGAGUGCCUAUCAAAAGCUAUUGACAUUGUCAAGCCUGGGGAAAAGUAUAAAGAAAUUGGCAAUAUCAUUCAAAAACACGCACAGGCACACGGUUUUAGUGUCGUUCGAAGCUACUGCGGACAUGGAAUUCAUCGAUUAUUUCAUACUGCACCCAGUGUUCCUCAUUAUGCUAAAAAUAAAGCUGUGGGAGUAAUGAAAGCAGGCCAUUGUUUCACUAUCGAACCGAUGAUAUCUCAAGGUACUUGGCGGGAUGAAAUGUGGCCAGACCAUUGGACAGCGGUGACAGCUGACGGACAAUGGUCAGCACAAUUCGAACAGACUCUUCUCGUGACUGACACUGGCUGUGACAUUCUCACCAAGCGUCGCACAAAUGACGGUCGUCCGUGGUUCUUUGACCAAUUAAAAAAUUAGUCGCUCAAAAUCAAAC
Microplitis mediator is the source of this 1280-nucleotide messenger RNA. RefSeq names its product methionine aminopeptidase 1. The transcript has 5 exons. The record is from RefSeq and is a predicted model, not a curated record. The coding region runs from base 119 to 1264 and encodes 381 amino acids. Gene Ontology annotation, biological process: proteolysis. Gene Ontology annotation, molecular function: metalloaminopeptidase activity. Lineage: Eukaryota; Metazoa; Arthropoda; Insecta; Hymenoptera; Braconidae.